GAAAGCAGUUGCUUAAGUCACCACAUGCGAAAAUCAGCCGCUCUUUCGCGCCAAUCACGAAAACUCUGGCACCGCUGCCCCGAAAUACAACCGGCAUCUUUGUUUCCAUUCCUCCGGCUUUUCGAGAUACGUUCGGCAGUUCGAGAUACGAAUACAUACACUACUUAUAUUUCUUAUUAGUUCCCUAGUUGGGCUCUGAAGAUUGCCAGUUGCCCUUGGAAAAAGUCUAGACGCAGCGGUCAUGGAUUCACCUAAGAAAGAAAAAGGAUUCCUGGAUAAGGCUUCACUGUACGCGUGGUUUAAUUUUGUGCCAUUACCCGAAAACUCUGACCGUUACCCACCGAUUUCAUUGUCAGCCCCUCCUUCUACGGAAAACGAGUCACAGGACACGAAUUCCGAUCCAAAAGAUGGAGAACACUUGGUCGAGAAUGGGAUUAUUACCCACGAUUUGAUUGUUAAAAGCAAUGUAUUCGAGGAUCCCGCUAUACGCAUGGGAUUCGUCCGCAAGGUUUUUGGAAUCCUUUUGGUCCAAUUACUAUUCACGUUGGCUGUGAUAGCAAUAUUUUCUUACCACCAACCCACCAAGGACUUCAUGCAGGAGAACUUCCUCCUAGUACUUGUCGCCAUAAUCGUUAACAUAAUCGUUCUGAGCACAAUCGUUUGUGUGGAGAACGUGCGACGAAGGCAUCCUGUCAACCUGAUUUGCCUGGCUCUGUAUACCUUUACCAUGUCGGUGCUCCUGGGGACCGCAUCGAGCCUAAUGGAUUCCAACGUGGUAAUCUCGGCCGUGGCCAUUACCACACUCCUUGUCAUCGCUCUGUCCAUCUACGCCGUGCAAACCAAAUACGAUUACACAGCUGCUGGAGGGGUCAUAUUGACCUUUGUGAUAAUCCUCCUCGUCCUAUCAGUGUGUGGUCUUUGGAUGCCCGAUUUCGUAGACAGCUUGCCAAUAACUUGCCUAUGCACCUUUAUUGGCUGCUUUUUCUUAAUCGCCGAUAUGCAGUCGAUAGUGGGCGGCAAUCGUUCGGAACAGUUGGAUCCCGAGGAAUACGUAUUCGCGGCUCUCACUCUGUACGUCGAUGUGGUUCGCCUAUUCAUUUACAUCCUUCGGAUUUUGGAAAAAUUCUAUUAGUAUAGCUAAUCCUAGCCACAGCCCUUAAAAACAACGUAUUCCGUUCUUCUUGCUAAGCUUUUGCAGACAUAACCACAUUCAGCUUUACAAAAAGUUUCAAAAAGUGCCAUUUACAAACCAAAAAUUUACCUCAUAUUAACAAUUGGCGAAGCCAGAAAAAGAGUGUUACUUGGUAUUCGUAAUUCAGAAUUUUAUUAACUUACUUUUUGGCUCGUCUUGUUCUAGGAUAGUUACAUUACAUUUAUAUUUAUAUAUAUAUAUAUAUACUGUAUAUGUUUGUCUACGCGUGAGUAACUAUAAAAUACAAUCACAAAAUGUA
Drosophila sechellia is the source of this 1451-nucleotide messenger RNA. RefSeq names its product protein lifeguard 1. The transcript has 3 exons. Gene Ontology annotation, cellular component: membrane. Lineage: Eukaryota; Metazoa; Arthropoda; Insecta; Diptera; Drosophilidae. Bases 242 to 1132 code for a protein of 296 amino acids. The record is from RefSeq and is a predicted model, not a curated record.